AUGUCUCGCCCAUUCCCUUACACCUACAUCUCGUGUCCCUGCGCCGACACGCCGGUUCCCAACCCAGCCAGGAAGCGAAGAUCUCGCGAGUCACCGCAGAAAUCUACCCCCGAGCGGGACACAGAGGGCAACGAAGAUCAGAACGGAACGAAACAAUCAGAUGUGAAAGAGAAGGAAGAGGAAGAGAAAGAGGAAGAGGGAGAGGGAGAGGGAGAAGAACAGACUUUCGACCCUCGAUCACCCCGGUCUAACUUCUCGCUGUACCCACCUGAACAGCUCCUGUACUGUGAGGACUGCCACCAGAUCAAAUGCCCCCGAUGCAUAACAGAGGAGGUUGUGAGCUGGUACUGUCCGAACUGUCUGUUCGAGACUCCAAGCAGUAUGGUGCGAAGCGAUGGUAAUCGCUGCGGGAGAAACUGCUUCAAUUGCCCCGUCUGCACAGCUCCACUGGCUGUGAGUAGCAUUGAAAACGUCACAGGAAAUGGGAGCGGGCAAGGGCCUUGGGUACUCUCGUGUGGCUACUGCCUAUGGACAACACUCGAUAUUGGCAUUAAGUUUGACAAGCCGACCAAUAUCCGCAGCCAGUUGCAGAAGAUGACCGACUCGACGACUGGGCCUGCGUUUGACGCUCGGUCACGACAGGGGUCGCGCGCCUUUGGUGACUUAAAGUCGCCUCUAGCAAACUUUGCAUCCAUUGACGAGCAAUCCAAUACUCGCGAGCCUGAUGCAGAGCAGUCUACUUCACAAGAAGACGCGACACCUACACCCCAUCUCGGUGUGGAAGCCCGAUUUGCAGCCUUGAAAUCCUUCUAUCGUACACAGCUAUCCGAGACAUCAAAUUCCCCUAGCGACCCUCUCAGCUCGGAGUUCGGGUUCUCAUCGCCUGGGGCCUUGAACCGACUUAUGUCUCUCUACGCCUCUUCUUCACGCUUGAGUGGACUGUACGGCGGCGCCAAGAAGCCCAAAUCCAAGCCGCCCGUCAUGCGCGAAGCUCUCACUGCCAGCGAGGGCCUCCGGAUUGUUCCAGAGAGCGCCGAUACAGCACUGAUCGAGCGGAUCGCUUCUCCCGAUUGUGGCUGGGACGGCGUCGCAUCAAUCAGCCAGCGCACAGAGCAAUCGCCUGAUGUGCGGUUCGUCGACGAGCUGCUUCCUCUUCCAGUACUUCUACGCACCAAGCGUGCCAAGCGCUGCAAGUCAUGCAAGCAUAUUCUCGUGAAGCCUGAGACCAAGCCACAGUCCACCCGUUUCCGCAUCCGCCUCAUUGCGCUCAGCUAUAUUCCCCUUCCAACUCUACGCCCUCUUGCCCAGCCGCCAGCAUCUCUGAUCCCAGGCUCAGCCCCAAACCUGGAUCUGAAUGCAUUGGCUCCUCUUCGACCGUACCAUGUACUUCUCACGUUGAAGAAUCAUAUGUUUGAUAUCGUCCGCAUCACACUCGCCACCCCCUCCGUGACCCCGGGAAGCGUCGCCAGCAAAGUCACUGUGCUUUGCCCGCAGUUCGAAAUCGGCGCAAACAGCGACGUGUGGGAUGAGGCAUUGCAAAAUGCGACUGCCCCCUUAAGUGAUCGCAUUACGGGUAUGCGCGGCGGCGAGAAGGUUCCCGAGGCUGGUAAGGUCUGGGAGAAGGGCCGGAACUGGACGACAGUAGUGUUGGAGGUCGUCCCAGGAACCUUGCCGGGCUCUGAGGCAGAGGGUGGUCAGGCGACAGGCAGUGAUAUCGCGGCUGUUUCCCAGAAGGAUGAGGAUGUACUGGAGAUCCCAGUGUUUGUGCACAUGGAAUGGGAUGCGGAGGCGCAGCUUGAGCAGCAGAAUGUCGGAAAGGCGUCGAAGCCAGACGACCUAGUUGCUCGAGAACUAGCUUACUGGAUGGUUCUGGGCGUUGGAAGGAUCCAGGCCUCGUUGUAG
Penicillium canariense is the source of this 1902-nucleotide messenger RNA. Its product is annotated as putative dynactin Arp1 p62 subunit RO2. The coding region runs from base 1 to 1902 and encodes 633 amino acids. Lineage: Eukaryota; Fungi; Ascomycota; Eurotiomycetes; Eurotiales; Aspergillaceae. Gene Ontology annotation, cellular component: dynactin complex. The record is from RefSeq and is a predicted model, not a curated record. The transcript is spliced from 2 exons.